GAGGACGAGGCAGCUGCUUGGAGAGAGAGUCCCUGGAAAAGAUUCCGUGGCCACGGGGCCCAGCUACACCUUCCCAUCUUUCGGGGCCACCUGCCCGGGUGACACUCGGGGCUCCCAUCCACUGACAGAAGCACCAUGAAGAGGCGGUACGUGGUGCUGGGCCUGCUGGCCGCCGUCCUCGUGGUGCUUGUCAUCAUCCUCUGCGUCUGGCUCACCUCACCCUCCUCGCACCCCAACCACGUGUACCCCAGAGCGGCCGUGGCCACCGACGCCAAGCACUGCUCAGAGAUCGGCAGGGACGCUCUGAAGGACGGCGGCUCGGCGGUGGACGCCGCCAUCGCGGCCCUGCUGUGUGUGGGGCUCAUGAACGUACAGAGCAUGGGCAUCGGCGGUGGCUUGUUUCUCACCAUCUACAACAGCACCAUGAGAAAAGCCGAGAUCAUCAACGCCCGCGAGGCAGCCCCCGGACGGGCCUCCGCCACCAUGUUCAACAGCACGGUGCAGUCACAGGAAGGGGGCCUGUCGGUGGCCGUCCCCGGCGAGAUCCGCGGCUACGAGCUGGCACACCAGCGGCACGGCCGGCUGCCCUGGGCCCGGCUCUUCCAGCCCAGCAUCCAGCUCGCCCGAGACGGCUUCCCCGUGGGCAAGGGCCUGGCCGCGGCCCUGAGUAGGAGCCAGGAGGCCAUCGAGCGGUGGCCCGCGCUGUGCGAGGUGCUCUGCCGGAACGGGAAGGUGCUACAGGAAGGAGAGCGGGUGAUCCUGCCCCGGCUGGCCGACACGUACGAGACGCUGGCCCGCGAGGGUGCCCAGGCCUUCUACAAUGGCAGCCUCACCGCCCAGAUCGUCAAGGACAUCCGGGAGGCCGGGGGCAUCAUCACAGCCGAGGACCUCAGCAGCUACCGCGCGGAGCUAAUCGAGCAACCCCUGAACAUCAGCCUCGGGGACGCGGUGCUCUACAUGCCCAGCGCCCCGCUCAGCGGCCCCGUGCUGGCCCUGAUCCUCAACAUCCUCAAGGGCUACAACUUCUCCGAGGAGAGCGUGGAGACCCCGGAGCAGAAGGGCUUGACGUACCACCGCAUCGUGGAGGCCUUCCGGUUCGCCUACGCCAAGAGGACGCUGCUCGGGGACCCCAAGUUCGUCGAUGUGACGGAGGCGAUCCGCAACAUGAGCUCCGAGUUCUUUGCCGCCCGGCUCCGAGCCCGGAUCUCCGACGACACCACGCACCCCGAGUCGUACUACGAGCCCAAGUACUACACGCCCGACGACGGGGGCACGGCCCACCUCUCGGUGGUCUCGGAGGAUGGCAGUGCCGUGUCGGCCACGAGCACCAUCAACCUCUACUUCGGCUCCAAGAUCCGCUCCAGGGUCAGCGGGAUCUUGUUCAACGACGAGAUGGACGACUUCAGCUCCCCCAACAUCACCAACCAGUUUGGGGUGCCCCCCUCGCCGGCCAACUUCAUCAAGCCAGGGAAACAGCCGCUGUCGUCCAUGUGCCCGAGCAUCAUCGUCGGCCGGGACGGCCAGGUGCACAUGGUGGUGGGCGCCUCGGGGGGCACGCAGAUCACCACGGCCACCGCGCUGGCCAUUAUCCACAGCCUGUGGUUCGGCUACGACGUGAAGCGGGCCGUGGAGGAGCCGCGGCUGCACAACCAGCUCCUGCCCAACGCCACAAAGCUGGAGGAGAGCCUGGACAAGGCCGUGGUUGCAGCCCUGGAGAGCCGGCACCACCACACGGAGGUCACGUCCACCUACGCCGUGGUGCAGGCCAUCGUGCGCACGGACAGCGGCUGGGCGGCCGCCUCGGACUCCAGGAAGGGAGGAGAACCUGCGGGCUACUGAGAGCUCGGUGUGGACAGGACUGGCCGGCGGACGGGAGCGUGAGGCCCGUUGGGGCCCGGAGCCGGACUUUGGGGUCGGGGGACACGCUUGGCCCCGGGAGCAGCCGAUCAGCAAUAAACGGGGGGCCGCAGUGCCAGGC
Messenger RNA from Choloepus didactylus (southern two-toed sloth), 1978 nucleotides. RefSeq names its product glutathione hydrolase 1 proenzyme-like. Gene Ontology annotation, molecular function: glutathione gamma-glutamate hydrolase. Gene Ontology annotation, cellular component: plasma membrane. The record is from RefSeq and is a predicted model, not a curated record. The coding region runs from base 136 to 1839 and encodes 567 amino acids. Lineage: Eukaryota; Metazoa; Chordata; Mammalia; Pilosa; Megalonychidae. Gene Ontology annotation, biological process: peptide modification; regulation of immune system process; regulation of inflammatory response. The transcript has 13 exons.